Schistosoma rodhaini is the source of this 495-nucleotide messenger RNA. NCBI's taxonomy places the organism in Eukaryota, Metazoa, Platyhelminthes, Trematoda, Strigeidida, Schistosomatidae. The record is from the annotation of a GenBank genome assembly.
GUGAAUAGUUACCAAAUUAGAAUAGAACCAAAUCAACAAGUAACCAGUAUCGAUUUUUAUAAUAAGGCAAGUGCUAUAGCUUUGCUGCAACUACUAAUCAUAUGGGUAAUGCAUUUUCCUUUAUUAUUAUCUCAUCCAUUGAAGGAAUGGUUACGAACUGCGAAUUGGUUCGUUGGGCUAUGUUUCUUUUUAGGACUCUUCAUUGAUUUGGAUAUGGGUCUCCUACCACAACUACAAUUUAAAUUUCGAUGGAACUACAUAAUAUUGGUAUUUAAUGUAUUCUUGAUUAUUUCUGGAUUUCGAAUGCUACUGACAAUCAUCUAUGAAUUGGCAAUUGCAACUCAAGCAAUUUUUCCAGGUGAUAAACGAUUCAGUUUUCGAGAUGAUCAAUAUUUUCUAUUUGGAUUAGUACUUGCAACAAUAAUGAUUUGGAUGAAUAUGAUCAUUUCAAGUGAAAUAUCGCUUAUAUGCAGUGUAUUUAAUAAAACAUGCAAU